AUGUCAAGAAACGUGGUACUAACAGUGCUUGCUACUGCUGCUAUAACAACAGCAGCAGUAGAAAUCUACCAUAGAUACAAAGGGUACCUAAAGGAACUCACCACGAAAACUUCACAGCCUGUCAAAUCACGAAAAUUCUCACCUGGUGAAUACUCCGAAGAACUCAUCCGUGAACAACUAGCAAGAAACUAUGCAUUUCUUACCGAAGAAGGUAUGGCAAAAGUACGAAACCAAAGAAUCAUAGUUGUUGGUGCCGGUGGUGUUGGAUCAUGGGUUGCAACCAUGCUUGCACGAUCUGGAGUUGAACAUUUACGAAUUAUUGAUUUUGAUCAAGUAUCAUUAAGUUCAUUAAAUCGUCAUGCAGUGGCAACUAUUUCCGAUGUUGGUAUUUCUAAAGUUGAUUGUUUGAAAAACCAUUUAUUGCAAAUUGUACCUUGGAUUGAAAUUGAUGUUCAAAAUAAGUUGUGGAAUUUGGAUCUGGCUCAAGAAUUGUUGGAUUUCAAUCCAACUUAUGUCAUUGAUUGUAUUGAUAAUUUCGAUACUAAAUGUGAUUUGUUAACUUAUUGUCAUCAACAUAAUAUCCCAAUUGUUUCAUCGGGUGGUGCAGCUACUAAAUCUGAUCCAACGAGAAUCAAUGUUGCUGAUAUUUCCAAAACCGAAGAAGAUCCAUUAUGUAAAAAAAUACGUAUUGUUUUGAAAAAGAGAGGUAUAACAACUGGUAUUCCAUUCAUAUUUUCAGCAGAGAAGCCUGAUCCAAGAAAGGCAAAACUUUUACCAUUAGCAGAAGAGGAGAUUGUCAAAGGAGAAGUUGAUCAGCUAUCAGCAUUAAAAGAUUUUCGUGUUCGUAUAUUACCAGUAUUGGGUACUAUGCCAGGUAUGUUUGGUUUAGCCAUUGCCACAUAUAUAUUGACCACAGUAUCUGGUUAUCCAAUGGAACCUAUUGAAGGUAAAAACAGGUACAAAAUUUAUGAUGAUAUGUUGCAAAGUUUAGCUGGUCAACAAUUGCGAAUUGGUGAAGAAGAUCAACGUGUUAAAAUCUCCAUGGCUGAUGUCAAUUACAUAUUGGAAGAAGUGUUUAGGGGUAAAUCGCCGAUUUCAAACUACUCAACCAGAUUGGCAUUGAGUAAAUGGGAUCCAUCAAAGGAAAUUAGUUUGCAAAAUGUUGUGGUUAUGACAAAAGAUGAACAAAGAAAACAUGAAAAGAGGAUAUUGAUUGGCGGUGAAAAGUUGGAGGAUGUUUAUCUGAAAGAAGUUAUUGAUUUGGUUAAGUCAAGACAUGAGGAUGAAGCUUAUUACUCAAAAUUUAGAUAG
This is a messenger RNA of Lodderomyces orthopsilosis Co 90-125, 1311 nucleotides long. RefSeq names its product tRNA threonylcarbamoyladenosine dehydratase. The coding region runs from base 1 to 1311 and encodes 436 amino acids. Gene Ontology annotation, biological process: cyclic threonylcarbamoyladenosine biosynthetic process. Lineage: Eukaryota; Fungi; Ascomycota; Pichiomycetes; Serinales; Debaryomycetaceae. The record is from RefSeq and is a predicted model, not a curated record. Gene Ontology annotation, molecular function: tRNA threonylcarbamoyladenosine dehydratase activity; ubiquitin-like modifier activating enzyme activity. Gene Ontology annotation, cellular component: mitochondrial outer membrane. The transcript has a single exon.